Molecule: messenger RNA, 681 nt
Organism: Ahaetulla prasina
Lineage: Eukaryota; Metazoa; Chordata; Lepidosauria; Squamata; Colubridae
Gene: NDUFB1
Product: NADH:ubiquinone oxidoreductase subunit B1
Exons: 3
Coding region: 131-304 (57 amino acids)
Cellular component (GO): mitochondrion
Source: RefSeq, a predicted model, not a curated record
UUCCUUUCCCGCUCGUCUUAAUGGUUCGUCCCGGAUAGCUAGCUUUCCGAAGCCUCAUCGGUAAACUGAGAGGUCGUUUUGGGUUUAGUUGACCCUGGAUGAGGCCUAGGUCGUUUGGACCGUAACUACCAUGCCUAUUAUUCAAUUGGUGCGAGAUCUCUGGCCUCUUACAUUGUGUCCCCUAGGAUUCUUGGUGGGAUGGUACUUUGACAAGAAGAAUGAUGAGAAACUGGCAAUAUUCAGAAACAAGAGCAAAUUAUAUCAAAGGGAAUUAAAACCUGGUGAAGAUGCUAUAUGGAAAUAAUGCGUCAAAUGAGAGUUGAUUCUCCUACAGUUUGAAUAAGUGAUUGUUCCAUAAUGAAAAUAGAAUCUAGUAUUACCUUUGUUCAAAAAGUAUGUAGCCCCAACUAUAUAAUGUCAUUCAAACAUAUAAUUUGAAAGGUUAUUAAGAAGGUUGUUACAGUGUGUUCCUGAGAAACUGUCUCUCUGAACUUGAACCUUUCAGUCAGCUUCAGAGGAUAUAGUUACAUUCUGUAAACUAUAGGAUUGUAGUUGGUAGGGAUCAGAUACAAUUAUGUAUAUAUUCUUCAUAAAUUUUUCUGGAAUGUCUUCCUUGACAAUUGAUCUUUUUGUGCAUUUAAAUAAAAGUACCCUGAAAUAGAAUUAAAACAUGUAUUAUUA